AUGAAAAUUACCAGCGUGUCCCCCACAGGCAGUUUAACUAUUUCUCUCCUGGGAAGGUGGGAUGUGGUGCUAGCAUUGUUGUUGGACUCUCGUCUCCACACUCCCAUGUAUUUUUUCCUCAGUAAUUUGUCUCUGGUGGACCUUUGUUACUCUACAGCUGUCACUCCCAAGGUCAUGGCUGGAUUACUUAUAAGAGACAAGAUCAUCUCCUAUAAUGCAUGUGCUGCUCAGAUGUUCUUUUUUGGAGGUUUUGCUACUGUGGAGAGUUACCUGUUGGCCUCAAUGGCCUAUGACCGCUAUGCAGCAGUGUGCAAACCCCUCCAUUACACCACCACCAUGACAACAGGUGUGUGUGCAUGUCUGGCCAUGGGCUCCUAUGUCUGUGGUUUCCUGAAUGCCUCUAUUCACAUUGGAGACACGUUCAGUCUCUCCUUUUGUAAGUCCAACGUGAUUCAUCACUUUUUCUGUGACGUUCCUGCAGUCAUGGUUCUAUCUUGCUCUGAUAGACAUGUGAGUGAGCGCAUUCUUAUUUAUGUAGUGAGUUUCAACACCUUUUUUGCUCUCCUGGUUAUCUUGAUUUCCUACAUAUUCAUAUUUAUCACCAUCCUAAAGAUGCACUCAUCUGCAGGAUAUCAGAAGGCUUUAUCCACCUGUGCCUCUCACUUCACUGCAGUCUCCAUCUUUUAUGGGACAGUCAUUUUUAUGUACUUACAGCCCAGCUCCAGCCAUUCCAUGGACACAGAUAAAAUGGCAUCCGUGUUCUACACCAUGGUCAUUCCCAUGCUGAACCCUGUGGUCUACAGCAUGAGGAACAAAGAGGUUAAGAGUGCACUCAUGAAGGUCAUUUCAGAGGCAAAAUUAUAUUUAAGAUUGUAA
Messenger RNA from Suricata suricatta (meerkat), 876 nucleotides. RefSeq names its product olfactory receptor 5B3-like. The transcript has 2 exons. Gene Ontology annotation, molecular function: odorant binding; olfactory receptor activity; G protein-coupled receptor activity. Bases 1 to 876 code for a protein of 291 amino acids. Gene Ontology annotation, biological process: G protein-coupled receptor signaling pathway; sensory perception of smell. The record is from RefSeq and is a predicted model, not a curated record. NCBI's taxonomy places the organism in Eukaryota, Metazoa, Chordata, Mammalia, Carnivora, Herpestidae. Gene Ontology annotation, cellular component: membrane.